Molecule: messenger RNA, 2622 nt
Organism: Syngnathus acus (greater pipefish)
Lineage: Eukaryota; Metazoa; Chordata; Actinopteri; Syngnathiformes; Syngnathidae
Product: sodium/hydrogen exchanger 2-like
Exons: 13
Coding region: 128-2509 (793 amino acids)
Biological process (GO): sodium ion transport; regulation of pH; proton transmembrane transport
Cellular component (GO): membrane
Molecular function (GO): sodium:proton antiporter activity
Source: RefSeq, a predicted model, not a curated record
GAGUUAUGUUAUUGAAAAUGCAUCUGCAAGUUUUUUCAUAACUGAAAUGGAGUAUGUCAGCCCAUUUUGUGUUUUUUUGUUCACCGGUUGCUGCCAUUUGAUUUGUCCGGACUUGUGAUUUGCAGAAAUGCGCGGCCCGGAUCUGAUUGACGGACAAACUUUACGAGCGCUCCUUCUUUUGUCUCUCUGCUGUUAUGGAGGAAAAUGUGAAAUUGAAAAUUCGGAAUCUUCAGCGACAACCGGCUCGCCGAUCGUCAAACCUUUCCUCGAUGAAAUUGAGCAACCUCAGGCCUUCCCUGAUGAGGAGAGGGCCAAUUUACCCGUGUUUACUAUGGACUAUCCUCGGGUACAAAUCCCCUUUGAAUUCACGCUCUGGGUGCUGCUGGCCUCCUUUGCCAAAAUUGGUUUCAAUAUUUACCACAAAAUCACAAUCUGGAUCCCCGAGUCCUGCUUGCUGAUUUCCAUCGGCCUUAUCGUCGGUGCCAUCAUGCACUCGGUUAAAGAAGAACCGCCAGCCGUGCUCGACUCCAACGUCUUCUUCCUCUACAUGCUCCCGCUCAUAGUCUUGGAAAACGGCUACUUUAUGCCCACGAGGCCAUUUUUCGAGAACGUGGGCACGGUUCUGUGGUUUGCCGUGGUGGGAACUCUGUGGAACAGCAUUGGCAUCGGCCUUUCGCUCUACGCCAUUUGUCAGUGUGAAGCCUUUGGAGUUCAAGAUAUCAACCUGCAGGAAAAUUUGCUAUUUGCUUCCAUCAUCUCCGCUGUUGACCCCGUGGCUGUGCUGGCCGUGUUUGAUGACAUCGAUGUUAACGAACAGACACACAUUGUCAUAUUUGGAGAGGGACUUUUUAAUGAUGCUGUCACUGUGGUACUUUACAGCAUGUUCUCCUUUGUGGCGGACAUGCCAAGCUUUGAAUCCUCCGAUGUGUUUUUGGGCACGGCUCGGUUUUUGGUUGUGGGGGUCGGAGGCAUCCUCUUCGGCCUUGUGUUUGGCUUCAUGGCGGCGUUCACUACACGUUUCACGCACAACGCACGGCAUAUCGAGCCCCUCUUUGUCUUCAUGUUCAGCUACUUGGCUUACCUGGCGGCUGAGCUCUUUGCCAUUUCCAGCAUUCUCGCAAUUAUCACAUGUGCAAUCGCGAUGAAGUACUACGUGGAGGAGAAUGUGUCUCAGAGAUCCUGCACGACCAUCCGCCACGUGAUCAAGAUGUUUGCCACCAUCUCUGAAACGCUCAUCUUCUUCUUCCUGGGGGUGAUUACCAUCACGACCGAACACGAAUGGAACUGGGCCUACAUCCUGUUCACGCUCCUGUUUGCCCUCCUCUGGCGAGGAAUCGGCAUUUUGGUUCUGUCCCAGAUCAUAAACCCAUUCCGGACCAUCCAUUUCACAUUUAAGGACCAGUUUGGUCUGGCCUACGGAGGCGUUCGAGGGGCCAUCUGCUUCGCUUUGGUCUUCACUCUCCCUGACACCAUCAACCGGAAGAAUUUGUUUGUCACCGCUUCCAUCGCCAUCAUCAUCUUCACCGUGUUCAUCCAGGGUAUCAGCAUUCGUCCAAUCAUUGAAUAUAUAAAUAUCAGGAGGACCAAUAAAGACUUGGGCACCAUCAACGUAGGAAUACACAACAGGGUGAUGGAGCAUAUUGUUUGCGGCAUUGAGGACUUGUGCGGCCAAUGGAGUCACUACUACUGGAAAGACAAGUUUAAAAAGUUCAACGAUCGCUUUUUGAGACGCAUCCUGCUUCGAGACAACAGGGCAGAGUCAAGCAUCGUGUCUCUGUACAAGAAACUUGAACUGCAGACGGCCAUUGAUUUGCUGGACACACCUGUGGGCGACCUGAGUGCCGCGCCGUCCAUUGUGUCGCUUCACGACGAGAGGAGGAAUUCGCCGCAACCCAAAAAGAAUUUGCUGGCUGCAGACGUGAGGAAUAUGCACGACAUCCUGUCGAAGAACAUGUACAAGAUAAGAGAGAGGACGACGGCUUACACCAGCAUACUCAACCGGCCCGACAACGGCCGAGCCCGGGAGAUUUUGAUCCGCCGACAUCCGAGCAUCAGACGCAGCCUCCGAUCGGCAAGCCACCGAGACCCGCCUGCUCAGAAUAUCGCCAAAUCGCAGAAGUACUUUUCCCUGCAGCCGGGAGUGGAUCCGGAGGUUGCUUUUGCACUCAGGAGACGAAGCCAUGUAAUCGAUGAUCACCUCGGCCGCCACGGUGGACACUCCCCCUCCAGCUCCAUAAUUUCUCUGAGAAGGCUGAACACUGUUGAGGAGUCUCCUGGGGUGGACGUUUUGGAUGAGAGGAACCCCGGUGGUCGGCCAGUCGCAAAACCAGGUAGACUCAGUAGUAAGUCGGACCAACCUCCAGGGAGAACGGAAGCGACUGUGGCUCCGCCUCCUUUACCAGUCCCGCCUGGCUGGGUUCCCGACAACCAGAACAUCAACGAGAGUAGGACUGGAGAUCCACUACUCGGACACUUGCCACAGGGGCCUCAAGGUUCUGGAAGAUCAUGAGAGCUUGAACUUUCUUCCUGGGACUUUCACCAUGUGACAUCAGAGGUUUACUAAUAAAGUUUUACGAAAUGAGAUCACUGCCAUGUACAUCGCCUCAUCAUUACAAGCGUGUG